AUGAGGAGGGACGAGCGAGAAGCCAAAGCCAUGCGGUACCCACAGCCGCCGGACGGGGCCGGCUCGUCCCCAGAGAGUCUGAGGAACGGCUACGUGAAGAGCUGCGUGAGCCCCUUGCGGCAGGACCCUCCGCGCGGGUUCUUCUUCCACCUCUGCCGCUUCUGCAACGUGGAGCUGCCGCCGCCGCCGGCCUCCCCCCAGCAGCCGCGGCGCGGCUUUCCCUUCUCCCGGGCGCGCCUCUCGCUGGGCGCCCUGGCCGCCUUUGUCCUCGCCCUGCUGCUGGGCGCAGGGCCCGAAAGCUGGGAUGCCGGGGCUUCCCGGCUGCGGACGCUGCUGAGCGUGUGCUCGCACAGCCUCAGCCCCCUCUUCAGCAUCGCCUGUGCCUUUUUCUUCCUCACCUGCUUCCUGACCCGGCCCAAACGGGACGCCGGCCCGGGCCGCAGCGGCGGCUCCUGGUGGCUGCUGGCGCUGCCCGCAUGCUGUUACCUGGGGGACUUUUUGGUGUGCCAGUGGUGGUCUUGGCCUUGGGGGAACGGGCACGCCGGGGCCCCGGAGCCGCACACGACCCCCGCGGUGGCGGGCAGGUUGUUGUUGGUGCUGAGCUGUGUGGGCUUGCUGACGCUCGCGCAGCCGGGGAGGCUCCAGCACAGCAUCCUGGUGCUGCUCUUCGCCAGCUGCGUCUGGUGGGUCUCCUUCACGGGCCUCGGCUCGCUGCCUGCAGCCCUCAGGCCGCUGCUUUCCUGCCUGGUGGGGGGCGUCGGAUGCUUGCUGGCCCUGGGGUUGGAUCACUUCUUUCAAAUCAGGGAAGUCCCGCAUCAUCCUCGGUUGCCCAGCACCGCGGAAGAAAAAGUGCCUGUGAUCAGACCCCGGAGGAGGUCCAGCUGCGUGUCGCUAGGAGAAACUUCAGCCAGUUACUAUGGCAGUUGCAAAAUGUUCAGGAGACCUUCGUUGCCUUGUAUUUCGAGAGAACAGAUGAUUCUUUGGGAUUGGGACUUAAAGCAAUGGUAUAAACCUCAUUAUCAGAAUUCUGGAGGUGGAAAUGGAGUUGAUCUUUCAGUGCUAAAUGAGGCUCGCAAUAUGGUGUCAGAUCUUCUGACUGAUCCAAGCCUUCCCCCUCAAGUCAUUUCUUCCCUACGGAGUAUCAGUAGCUUGAUGGGUGCUUUCUCAGGUUCCUGUAGGCCAAAGAUUAAUCCUCUUACACCAUUUCCUGGAUUUUACCCCUGCUCUGAAAUAGAGGACUCAACUGAGAAAGGAGAUCGAAAACUUCACAAGGGACUAAUUAGUAGGAAUAGUUUACCAACUCCACAGCUGAGGAGGAGCUCAGGAACUUCAGGAUUGCUACCUAGUGAGCAGUCUUCAAGGUGGGAACGCAAUAAUGGCAAAAGGCCUCACCAAGAAUUCGGCAUUUCAAGUCAAGGAUACUAUCUAAAUGGGCCUUUUAGUUCAAGUCUACUGACAAUCCCGAAGCAAAGGUCAUCUUCUGUGUCAGUGACUCACCAUGUAGGUCUGAGAAGAGCUGGUGCUUUCCCCAGCCUGAAUCCUGUGAAUUCUCCUAGCCACGGACCAGUGACUGCUGGCUCUCUAAGUAAUCAGUCAACCAUAGAAUUUCCUGAUACUACUGAUUUUCUUACUAAGCCAAGUGUUAUUUUACAUAGAUCUCUGGGCAAUGUACCCAGUACACCAGAUUUUUAUCAGCAACUUAGAAGUUCUGAUAGCAAUCUGUGUAACAGCUGUGGACAUCAAAUACUGAAAUAUAUUUCAACAUCUGAUUUGGAUGGUACAGACUGCCAUAGUGGAAAACCAGGUGAAGAAGAAAACACCAUUUUCUCAAAAGAAUCAUUCAAUUUUAUGGAAACUCAACAAAAAGAGGAAACAGAGAAGAGAGACUGUAGAAAAUUAUUUUUGGAAAGUGAUAAUCACCUAACAGAAGAAGCACAGAAUGAACAGCAACCAAAUGUAAAAGAGGAAGCACCAUUGGACCUGAUUUUAAUAGAAGAUUAUGACUCAUUAAUAGAAAAGAUGAACAACUGGAAUUUUCAAAUUUUUGAACUUGUAGAAAAGAUGGGAGAGAAAUCAGGAAGGAUUCUCAGUCAGGUUAUGUAUAUCUUAUUUCAAGACACUGGUUUAUUGGAAAUAUUUAAAAUUCCCACUCAACAAUUCAUGAACUAUUUUCGUGCAUUAGAAAAUGGUUAUCGAGACAUUCCUUAUCACAAUCGUAUACAUGCCACAGAUGUCCUACAUGCCGUUUGGUAUCUGACAACACGGCCAAUUCCUGGCUUACAGCAGAUCCACAAUGAUCAUGGAACAGGAAAUGAAACAGAUUCUGACUGUAGAAUUAACAUUGGGCGAAUUGCUUAUAUUUCUUCAAAGAGCUGCUCUAUUCCAGAUGAGAGCUAUGGCUGCCUGUCUUCAAAGAUUCCUGCAUUAGAAUUGAUGGCUCUGUAUGUGGCAGCUGCCAUGCAUGAUUAUGAUCACCCAGGGCGGACAAAUGCAUUUCUAGUGGCUACAAAUGCCCCUCAGGCAGUUUUGUACAAUGACAGAUCUGUUCUAGAAAAUCAUCAUGCUGCAUCAGCUUGGAAUCUAUAUCUUUCUCGCCCAGAAUACAAUUUUCUUCUUAAUCUUGAUCAUGUGGAAUUCAAGCGCUUUCGUUUCUUAGUCAUCGAAGCAAUUCUUGCCACAGAUCUUAAAAAGCAUUUUGAUUUCCUUGCUGAAUUCAAUGCCAAGGCCAAUGAUGUAAAUAGUAAUGGUAUACUAUGGAGUAGUGAAAAUGAUCGCCUCUUAGUAUGUCAGGUGUGCAUCAAACUGGCAGAUAUAAAUGGCCCAGCAAAAGUCCGGGACUUGCAUUUGAAAUGGACAGAAGGCAUUGUGAAUGAAUUUUAUGAGCAGGGAGAUGAAGAAGCAAGUCUUGGCCUGCCCAUCAGUCCCUUCAUGGAUCGUUCUUCUCCUCAACUAGCAAAACUCCAAGAAUCUUUUAUCACCCACAUUGUGGGUCCCCUGUGUAACUCCUAUGAUGCUGCUGGUUUGCUACCGGGUCAGUGGGUAGAAGCAGAAGAGGAUGAUGAUAGUGAAAGUGGUGAUGAUGAAGGUGGUGAAGAAUUAGAUACAGAGGAUGAAGAAAUGGAAGACAAUCUAAAUCCUAGACCACAAAGAAGGAAAGGCAGACGGCGAAUAUUUUGUCAGCUCAUGCACCACCUCACCGAAAACCACAAGAUAUGGAAGGAAAUCAUAGAGAAAGAAGAAAAAUGUAAAGUUGAUGGAAAUAAACUGCAGGUGGAGAAUUCCUCCUUACCUCAAACAGAUGAAAUUCAGGUCAUUGAAGAAGCAGAUGAAGAGGAAGAGCGACAGUUUGAAUAA
Molecule: messenger RNA, 3354 nt
Organism: Cynocephalus volans (Philippine flying lemur)
Lineage: Eukaryota; Metazoa; Chordata; Mammalia; Dermoptera; Cynocephalidae
Gene: PDE3B
Product: phosphodiesterase 3B
Exons: 16
Coding region: 1-3354 (1117 amino acids)
Biological process (GO): signal transduction
Cellular component (GO): membrane
Molecular function (GO): calmodulin-activated 3',5'-cyclic-GMP phosphodiesterase activity; protein kinase B binding
Source: RefSeq, a predicted model, not a curated record